This is a messenger RNA of Zymoseptoria tritici IPO323, 966 nucleotides long. RefSeq lists its product as uncharacterized. The record is from RefSeq and is a predicted model, not a curated record. NCBI's taxonomy places the organism in Eukaryota, Fungi, Ascomycota, Dothideomycetes, Mycosphaerellales, Mycosphaerellaceae. The transcript is spliced from 2 exons. The coding region runs from base 1 to 966 and encodes 321 amino acids. Gene Ontology annotation, molecular function: methyltransferase activity. Gene Ontology annotation, biological process: ubiquinone biosynthetic process.
AUGUCAGUUCAAGUCCCUCGAGCAGCUAAACGCUUACGCUUAGCCGGUUCCAAGAGCUGGGUGUGUUCAGAGUGCAGCAGAAGAAGUUUCGCAACAUCGCAAUGGCGUCUCCAACAGCAGCCCGAGCAGCCAGUCAAUAGAACGACGCAUUUCGGAUUCGAGACUGUGGAAGAAUCCCAGAAAGCAUCGAAAGUCGGAGCCGUGUUCUCCUCCGUUGCCACCACCUACGACCGAAUGAACGAUUUGAUGUCCUUGGGCAUCCACCGAUUAUGGAAGGACCACUUCGUACGAUCACUCAAUCCGGGCGUACGGACCAUGACAGCACCAAAUGCUCAGAAAGGUCAAAGAAUAUUGGACAUUGCAGGCGGAAGUGGAGACAUCGCGAUCCGCAUGCUGGACCACGCAACGAACAUCAACCGAGACCUCGACACACACGUAACAAUAUCCGACAUCAACCCCGACAUGCUAGGCGAAGGGCGUAAACGAUUAGCAGCGACGCCAUAUCAUGCUGCUGGAAGAGUGGACUAUUUGGAAGCGAACGCGGAAGAGCUAGGCGCAAUCGAAAGCAAUAGCAUUGAUCUAUACACCGUGGCAUUUGGGAUACGGAACUUCACGCACAAGGACCGCGCGUUGAAGGAGGCUUUCCGCGUGCUCAAGCCGGGUGGAGUCUUCGCAUGUCUCGAGUUUGCUCCACAGCUGUCGAACCCAGUGAUGAAUGGGAUCUACAAGAGAUGGUCAUUCAGCGCGAUUCCUUUGAUCGGACAGAUCGUCGCCGCCGACCGAGACAGCUACCAAUACUUGGUGGAGAGCAUUGAGAAGUUUCCAUCGCAGCCGGAGUGGGCGAAGAUGAUUCAGGACGCUGGGUUUUUGAUUCCGGGACACAGCAAUGCUGGACCGCUGGAGAGCGGAUGGGAGAAUCUGAGCAUGGGCAUCGCAGCGAUACACAAGGGGAUCAAGCCGUUGUGA